UUAAAGACAGAAGCAUUUGGCAGAUAUGGUGGAUCAGCAUUUCUUUUGUUUUUUAGUCGAUUAGUGUUGGUGAACGCGUGUAUUAUGAAUCGCUUUUGAAAGCAUAUAUUGUUCAACGCGUUUCAAUUACAAACAAGGAAUUUGUCAUCGCCAGUACCAAGUAAGAUGACAGAGGAGACUGCAUCAUCACAGUGAGUUUGGCCACCAAUGCAGAAAGAUGCAUACCUGGAUUACAGUCGUAGUAUUUGUUGCCACAUCUGUGUGUACUGUGGAAAUGGUUGAAAAUUAUGGGGACAUGUGUCAAAGACUGUGUGCCUGUGAGGAGAAAGAAGGCAUACUGACUGUGAGCUGUGAAAACAGAGGGAUUGUUGAUCUCUCAGAGAUCAGCCCAGUAUUCUUCUCAACCUAUCAUCUAUUGCUCACAGGGAAUCUUUUAAAAAUGCUAUCUGCCAAUGACUUUGUUGAUUACAAUGGACUCACGAUACUGCACCUGGGCAACAAUGACAUAUCUGAGGUAGAAUCGGGAGCUUUUAACGGACUUCAGGGAUUAAAGAGAUUGCAUCUCAAUAAUAACAAAAUCGAUGCCUUGAAGGAGGUUUUUUUUAAUGGCCUUGAAAGUCUGGAAUAUCUACAGAUUGACUAUAAUUACAUCACUCACGUGGAGCAGAAUGCCUUCAGCAAGUUACGUCAUCUGGAGGUUCUGAUUUUAAAUGACAACUUAAUUUCAACUCUUCCCACAAACCUCUUUCAGUAUGUCCCUUUGACUCACCUUGAUUUGAGGGGUAAUCAACUGAAAGUGCUCCCUUAUUCAGGCUUGUUGGAACACAUGAACAGUGUGGUGGAGUUGCAGCUGGAGGAGAAUCCUUGGAACUGUUCCUGUGAGCUGAUAGCUUUAAAGACCUGGCUGGAGAGCAUAUCCUACACAGCUUUGGUUGGCGAUGUGGUGUGUGAGUUCCCUUUCCGGCUUCAUGGUAGAGAUCUUGAUGAGGUUUCCAAACAGGAGUUAUGCCCCAGGAGAGCUAUUGCUGAGUAUGAGAUGCAACCCCAGCCUCAUCUGAGCACUGAUGCACACCACAGAACCACACCCUCCUCGGUUACAGCCUCGGUUACGGCCUCGUUCACUCUCUCUGGGAUAGCACGCUCGUCAUCAAGGCCGACCAAGGGUCCUCGUCCGGCGGGCAAAUUAAAGUCCAAACCCACUUCUCGGAUUCCAUCCAACAGACCACAGAACUAUGGUCAGAUAAUCUCCUAUCAGACCAAAUCUCCUGUGCCUUUGGACUGUCCCACUGCUUGUACAUGCAAUCUCCAAAUUUCAGACCUUGGUCUAAAUGUCAACUGCCAAGAGAGGAAGAUAGAACGCAUAUCAGACUUAAAUCCCAAACCUUACAAUCCCAAAAAGAUGUAUCUUACAGGGAAUUAUAUCCCUGUGGUGCGCAGAUCGGAUUUCAUUGAGGCGACUGGAUUAGAUUUGCUUCACCUUGGCAACAAUCGAAUAGCUCACAUACAUGACAGAGCCUUUGGGGAUCUGACACAUUUGCGAAGGCUGUACUUAAACGGUAAUCUGAUAGACCGUCUUACAGCGGAGAUGUUGUAUGGGUUAGACAGUCUGCAGUUCCUGUAUUUAGAAUACAAUGUCAUUAGGGAAAUCGCAUGUAACACCUUUCAGCAUGUAUCCAACCUUCAGCUACUCUUCCUGAACAACAACAUGCUAAAGACCUUACCUGGGGGAAUAUUUAAAGGGUUGACACUGGCACGUCUAAAUCUUCGUAACAACCACCUCCGUUAUCUGCCUGUCAGUGGUGUGUUGGAUCAGCUUACAACACUGGUGCAAGUAGAUUUGUUUGAGAAUCCCUGGGAUUGCUCCUGUGCCAUUGUAGAGUUAAAGAUGUGGCUGGAGCAGCUUAGCACUGGGACUGUUGUAAACAAUGUCAUCUGCGGCUCUCCAAAGAGGCUGGCCGGGGAGGAUAUGCGGUACAUUAAGUCAGCUAAUUUCUGUCCUAAUAACUCUGAAGUACUUGCUUCUGUGAUCCCUCCCUCAGAAGAAUCGUUCCCUGGCAGCACCAUCACCAUAGAAACAUCCUUGGAUUACGACACGCAUUUCAACACUGUUCCAUUAUCUUUCCUGAUUCUUGCCCUGCUUCUGCUGUUUAUAGUGUCGGUGUUUGUGGUUGCUGGACUGUUUGUGAGCCUAAAAAAAAAACGGCAAAAGUCUCAAAACGAUCAGAAUAACUCAGUGAACGCAUGCAUUAGCUCGCUCAACAUGGAGUAUGGACUUUACAAGAAGGACUCCAUUCCAAAAGUCAGAACGUCUGCUGGGCAUGUGUAUGAGUACAUCCCACCUCCUACGGAGCACACAUGCAAGAAACCUGUCUACAGCCCAGCAGAAAACAAAUCAGUGGAUGGAUAUAGAGACUUUGAUGAGCUCAAUGGGGCUUUCCUGAAUCACUGCGAUGUGGAGGCAGGCAGCAAUGCAAUAAGCUCCGAUUACAGGUUUAGCACUCCGGAGCCUCUCAACAAGCCCUCUUCCCCCUUACACGAUAAUCAGUAUGACUACAGAGAAGUUUUAAACCAAGACAAACAGUCACCUUACAGCAAUACUCUCCCAUGCAGGCAUGCAGGCCAUUCAUCUAAUCAGUAUACCUCAGACUUUGAUGUUCGGCAUCAAUAUAUGCACCCUGAGACAAUACAGCAAACAAUACUAUAUUGUACAGCACCAAGUACUGUCUAUGUGGAGCCAAACAGGAGUGAAUACUGGGAACUGAAAGCCAAGCUUCAUAUUGAUCCAGAUUAUCUUGAAGUUCUUGAGAAACGUACAACAUUCACCCAGUUUUGAAUGACUCAACAUUUUUUUCUGCAAAGGGUAAAAAAACGAAUGCAGUUGAGCAGGAAUUUUUCACUUACGAUGAAAUAAAACAACCUGAUGGAAUGAGUGCUGUCUGGAUAGUUCAAUAUGCUCUGCAUAGCUCAAAUCGCUUGAUUAAACAUAAUCUGUAACUUGUCUUGCUUUGAGAAGUACUAUUGUAGGUUAUAUAUGAUAUACCUAGGCAUCAACAACCUAUUUACAAACUAUGUACAUAUGCAGCUUCAUGCUUGUUGCACCUUUUUAUGAAAUGAGCUACUCAAAUGGUGUCUCCGUUUUUUUUUUGUUUCUAUGAAGAUUCAAGCAAACAAUUCAAAAUCCAUGGGAGUAAUCUACAUAAUAGAGUUUUUCAGUGAGAUUUUAAGUGUGGUACAGUAUGCUGACAUCAUCAAUGAUUGCCUAUUUUUAUAUUUGAGUAUAAAGAUUAAAAUCUUUUCUCUGUUCAUGUUUUUGUUUGCACAAA
Hypomesus transpacificus is the source of this 3323-nucleotide messenger RNA. RefSeq names its product SLIT and NTRK-like family, member 5b (gene slitrk5b). Gene Ontology annotation, cellular component: membrane. NCBI's taxonomy places the organism in Eukaryota, Metazoa, Chordata, Actinopteri, Osmeriformes, Osmeridae. Bases 218 to 2833 code for a protein of 871 amino acids. Gene Ontology annotation, biological process: positive regulation of synapse assembly; axonogenesis; regulation of presynapse assembly. The transcript has 2 exons. The record is from RefSeq and is a predicted model, not a curated record. Gene Ontology annotation, molecular function: protein binding.